AGGGAGGGGUUUAGCUCUUGACGCGACAGACAGAAGGGUAGGGUGGGGUAGUACAUUUAAGUCCGAGGAGUAUCACGGUAUACACUUCGGCGGCAAUGGCUUUCAACACGUCCCACACGUAGCGUCGUGACCAUAAUGUUAACGUCGUUUGAGCAUGUUGGCGUCCGAAAUGCCUACCUUCGAUUGACUUUGGAAGUGUCGUGAAGCCAACCACAUCCCCUGUGAUCGUGCGUGUUGGGCGGUAGCUGCGUCUCAUGAGGGCGCAGUUCGACAAGGACAAGCAGAACAGCCGCGGUGGUUUGAACGACGCCCAGCAGUUCCUUCACCAGCUCGAGGAGGACGGCGCUUUCAAGAACUUCAAGCUCGACGAGGAAAACCGCUUGACGGACAUUGCUUGGGCACACGAGGAGCAGCGGCGCAACACGGAGAUAUACUUUCCCAUCAUCGUAUCAGAAACCACAUUCAACACCAGCAAGUGA
Ectocarpus sp. CCAP 1310/34 is the source of this 479-nucleotide messenger RNA. The record is from the annotation of a GenBank genome assembly. NCBI's taxonomy places the organism in Eukaryota, Phaeophyceae, Ectocarpales, Ectocarpaceae.